AUGCCAUCAUCUUCAUCACCAUCACUCCCUAGACCUCGUUCCUCACCUUCUCUGUAUCCUUCUUAUCCUCAGUCCAAUGGCAAAAUCAAUGGCAGAUCCAAAAGAGGUAGCUUAUCCUUUACUCCAUUAUCCCUUGCACCCAUGACGACGUCAGCCUCGACCGAAAGAAGCUCGACUUCAUCAAUGGAUUUGGACCCUUGUCAACCUCCAAUCAUGGUAGCUUUAGCAGGUUGGCCUGAGCCCAUAUACGUUUCUUCCGCAUCAGCUUUCGCUUCAUCUUCAGCUUUUGGGGAUGCAAGUAGAUCAAACUCGAUGGGAUUUGAACCUUUAUCAGGUCAAGUAUAUGAUGGUAUCGGUAUACCUUCAAUCAAACCUCAAUAUCAACAAAUAUCUCAAUCAUCAUUACCGCCACAUAUGAGCAACAAACCUAAAUCAAGACCUACUUCUCCACCUCCACUCAAUGGCAGAUCAACAACACAUAACAACACAGAUAAAACGGAUGUCGCUCUCAAUAUGAGGACCAAAGUACGAAAACCAAAUCCUAUUCCAAACGUGGUACCAAAACCAGUUUCAGCACCUAAUUUAUCAAUAUUCGCGUCGGUUUGUCCACAUUUGUCGGAUCCUUCUUUGGGUCCUUGUCCAUUCAAAUCACAUCCACACGAUGUAAGGAACAUGUUCCCUCCCACAUCCCAUUUGAGUAGAUCACCUCCUACUGCAAGUGCUAGUACUAUCACCAACGCAUCAAGUUCUCCUACCGACUCAAACCCCCCUCUAUCCUCACCUGAGAGUUCCAUUGGAAGUCCACCUUUAGGAACAGAUUCGAAUGGGGAAAGAAAAAAUCCAGAAGGCUUAACCAACUAUUUCCCCGUACCAGGUGCAGGUGCACCUAAGCCUAGACUGACAACGAGAGCGUCCAACCCCAAAUCGUCUUUCACUUCAACGUCAUCAUCAGCCGCAUCGUCGAUGAAUGCAGCAUUCGUAAAUGGGGACGGAAAGCGAAAAGGCUCAUUCAAUGAUCCCAGGUAUGGACCAACCGCAGGUAUAUUUCACAAAGGUAGAGCAUUACCCGUGGUACCAAGCUGGGAUACCGCACCAUCCUAUCCAUCGGAAAACAAAGGGAAGGGAAAGGAUAGAAGUCAAGGUUCUUUAACUGGCUUGACCUCCAAGUAUGAUGACAACGACGAUGAGACGAUAAUCGACGAGGAAGAAGAGUCUAGUCAAGGGAAUAUCGGAAUUAAGAUGGAAGUAGAAUAG
Molecule: messenger RNA, 1254 nt
Organism: Kwoniella shivajii
Lineage: Eukaryota; Fungi; Basidiomycota; Tremellomycetes; Tremellales; Cryptococcaceae
Exons: 1
Coding region: 1-1254 (417 amino acids)
Source: RefSeq, a predicted model, not a curated record